Molecule: messenger RNA, 810 nt
Organism: Papilio polytes (common Mormon)
Lineage: Eukaryota; Metazoa; Arthropoda; Insecta; Lepidoptera; Papilionidae
Gene: Pgrmc2
Product: membrane-associated progesterone receptor component 1-like
Exons: 4
Coding region: 160-810 (216 amino acids)
Cellular component (GO): membrane; endomembrane system
Source: RefSeq, a predicted model, not a curated record
UUUGAAUUGUAUUAAGGGUGACGUCAAUCACCAGUGAUUUGAUUUGAAUGAUUUUAUUUAUUAAUUAGGUAGACGCACAGUUCACACUCUCUUUGCAAACGGUUAAGUGUAAAACUACGAAAGUAUUAUCUUUUUAACCGUAACUUUAAGUUCUUAAAUAUGGAGUCUGCGCCGGAAAAUAAAAUCCCCGAACCUGAGAGUUUUUCGCUUAGUAAUAUCUUUUUUGAACUCAUAUACAGUCCCGUGAACUUACUUCUUACUGUGAUUAUUAUAGUGUUAGUGUAUAAAAUAUAUAAAAGCAAGUCUACCAAAGUUGUUAAGGAGGUGCUGGAAUUACCAAAACUCCGUAAAGAUAUGACUGUUGCUGAGCUACGGCAAUACGAUGGUUCACAGCCCGAUGGCCGAGUGCUUGUAGCGGUAAACGGCUGGAUUUUCGACGUCACCAGAGGACGUCGUUUCUAUGGUCCCGGUGGUCCAUAUGCAGCAUUUGGUGGUAAAGAUGCAUCAAGAGGACUUGCAACAUUCUCUGUUACAUCAUCGGACAAGGAGUAUGAUGAUUUAAGUGAUCUCAAUUCAUUGGAAAUGGACUCUGUAAAGGAAUGGGAGGCGCAGUUCAGAGAAAAAUAUGAACUGGUUGGCAAGCUUCUGAAGCCCGGGGAAGAACCAACGAGUUACUCCGACGAAGAAGUAGAGGGGCCGAAAGUUUGGGCUAUAAAGUGUCCGGAAAAGCCGUGUAGAAUGUCUAUUCUACACGGCUGUCUAGUCGAUAGUCUUACCAUAGAUUCCUUGGUCGAAAAUAUGACAAUCUGA